Saccostrea echinata is the source of this 3997-nucleotide messenger RNA. Its product is annotated as malignant fibrous histiocytoma-amplified sequence 1 homolog. Gene Ontology annotation, molecular function: protein binding. The coding region runs from base 55 to 3579 and encodes 1174 amino acids. Lineage: Eukaryota; Metazoa; Mollusca; Bivalvia; Ostreida; Ostreidae. The record is from RefSeq and is a predicted model, not a curated record. Gene Ontology annotation, biological process: signal transduction. The transcript has 6 exons.
AGAGCAGGAUGCCGAUAAUGAGAUUCAGCACAAGGAGUUCAAACUUAAAAAUUUAUGUACAAUGAAUGCAUAGGAAUUCCUUCAGCUGUAAUGAUGGCAACAAACAGCCAUGCUUCUGAGGCAUUCAAACAGUAUGUGCAGAAGGACCCAAAAGGGAGAACAAUCUUGAUUGUCCCAGAGGGAAAGUACAAAGGAUGGGUGCCCCGUAUUAUUUACAGCAUGCACCUGGAGGAUGUCUCACUACCAUUCUUAAGGCUAAUGUCAUUUCCUGUAGGUGGAACCUCCAUUGGAAAUUUGGUGGACAUGAAGAAUUUCAGUGCAGUUGGAAAUUAUUUGUGCUUGUUACCAAAAUCAUUUGGUACUUGCAAAUCCAUGGAAACACUCAAUUUGAGUUUCAAUCACUUCCAGCAAAUUCCUGCAGCAGUUUUUAAUCUGCAGUCACUGACUUGGUUAGAUUGUAGUGACAAUGAGCUUGAGGUCCUCUCACCAGAUAUUGGAAAAUUAAAAAAUUUACGCACAUUAAAACUAGGAGGUAACUUUUUGUCUGAAAUUCCAAGUGAAAUUAGUCAGUGUAAGAAGAUUGAGUACCUGGUACUGUCGAGAAAAUGGUAUCCAAGAGAAGGAGGGAUGAAAGAGUUGCCAAAGGCUGCUUGUGGGCUAAAGGAACUGCGUUACCUGGAUGUCAGCUGGCACCAGAUCCAUACAAUUCCAGACGAAGUUGGCAAUUUGACAAAACUGGAGUCUUUGAAUAUGAAAGGAAAUUUCCUCAAAUAUGUUUCUACAGAUAUUGCUAAAUGCACAAGUUUGAGGGAAUUAAAUUUGACAGGGGCAUUGAAGCUUAAUUCAUACAUUCCAGAGGAAUUACUGCAGCUGUCCGAGCUAAGGACAUUAAAUUUGAAUAACAAUUAUUUUUCUGAGAUUUCACCAAAGAUAAAUGGACUUAAAAAGCUCAGACAUUUCAUCAUGAGGAGGAAUGCCUUGGUGAGUCUGCCAGACACUUUGUUUGACUUGAAACAUUUAGAAAGUAUUGAAAUUGGAGAUAAUUACCUUGAGGAACUUUCCCCCUCUAUAAAGAAAUUGAAAAAGUUAAAAACGUUAGAAAUGCGGGGUAACAAACUUACCAAACUCCCCGAUGAGCUCUGUGACUGUGGUAGUCUUGAAUCAUUAUUGCUUUCAUUAAAUGAACUUGUGAGUCUACCAGAAAAUAUUUAUCGCCUAGCAAAUCUGAAGGAACUGGAUGUUUCUCGUAAUCAGUUGACCUCCAUACCACUGCUGUUGGACAAAUUAGAGAUGCUUGCAAAAACAGGAUUGAUAGAUUUGAGCGAAAACAGUAUUAAGGUCCCUCCUCAAGAAAUUUGUGAUCAAGGUUCUGAUACUCUGUUUAUCUUUUUGAGGGAAUACAGAAUCAGUCAGGCCAAACACAGAAGGAAGAUGAUUUUGAUUGGUGCAGCCAAAGCAGGAAAAACUAGUCUUCGAAAUGCGUUGAUUCUAGGUCGUUCCAAAUUAACAGCAGAGCAUGAGAGGACAUGGGUACUGGAGCGCCACCUAUGGGAACCAGAGCCAGAUUUGAGAGUCCAGGUGUUGGACUUUGGUGGUCAUCAUAUUUAUUCUGCUGCACACCAUAUGUUCUUGACCUCAGAGGCUCUACAUGUUUUAGUAUUUGAUUUAAGUAAAUACAAACCAGAGCUUUAUGAUGCUAUGGUGGGAAAUUGGCUUGAUGCCAUAAUGGACAGAUCUCCUGGAGCAGUUAUUGUUAUGGUUGGAACCCAUGUUGAUCUUUGUAAGGAAGAUGAAAUUGAUGAAAUCCUGGAAGAUAUAUCUGAUAGAAUGAAAAGAAUAGAGGACAAAAAGAUACAAGAAAUAAAAAUUCAUUUGGUUCGAACGGAUGAUGCUCUCAACUCGUUGACCAAUAGAGAUACCGGUACAAAAUUUGAGGACAUUGAAAUUCAAAGACUUAGAGAAAAAAGAAAUGGCAUCUAUAAAAUGUUGAAAACGAGAUCAAAAUUGCCCCAGAAUAUACAUGUUGUUAGUUGUGCUGAUGAACUGACAGGUGUUUGUGAGUUUAGGAACAUGUUGAUAGAAAAAUUGAAAGAGGCAGGAGAAAGACCAUUACCAACUCCAUGGUGGAGAUACCUGCAGAAGAUUGCAGAAUAUCCAGAGAAAAUCUUGUCUUUUACAGAAGCCUUACGAAUAUUUAAGGAUUUGAUGAAUGAAAUGAAUCAGAGCAUGAUUUCACUGGAAGGAUCAGCUGUAUCAAGUUUGGAGAUGGUGCUUAAGUAUCUCCAUGCAACAGGAGAGAUUAUGUGGUAUUCUGAUAACCCCAAACUGCAAGGCAUCGUGUUUCAUCAUCCAGAAACCCUUGUGGAGAUGCUUCGUGCAAUAUUUAAACAUGAUUUUGACAAAGUUGUUGUUUAUGAUGAAAUAUUUGGAAAGAUUGCUGGCUUGACUGAGAAGAAAUUUGAUGCAAUGAAGGAAGAUUUUCUGUCGAAGGGGAUUAUGACACUGGAGUUGCUCCACUUCUGUCUCUACCAUUUCAAAAUUCCUGCAGAAGCUAGGGAUAUUUUUGUUGAUCUCAUGUUAAAAUUUGAUCUGUGUUAUGAAAUACCUAGUAGCUUACAAACAAAUUACACAUCUAGUCGAAUUUUGAGAUUUCCAUGGUUCCUCAGAAUAGAGGCAUCAAAUGAAGUGUUUGUGAAGUGGCCUACCCGAACUCCUAGGAACAUUGUGGAACUAUCUUUUCAGUUUGUGUUCCCAUCCAAAUCUCCACCAAAUUUCUUUGAAAAGCUCUCCUCUAGACUGCAGGCUCAUGUGUCAAAACGAGAGGAUUGGUCAAAUGGUGUGCUGGCAUUUAAGAAUAAAUCUAAAAUUCUGGUGACCCGUGAGCAGAAGGAUGGAGGGACAGAGAUUCUGGUGGCAGUCAGGGGCAGUGAUCUACAGGAACUCUGGUACCUCCUCCUGAAAAUCUACCAUGAUAUGAAGUCCCUGCUACAAGAGUGGCCUCUGGUCCAUGUGGAGCAGUACUUGCUUUGUUCUCACUGUAUACUAAGGGGAGAUAAUGACCCAUACCUCUACCCAGCAGAACUUUAUCUGGAGACUGUCUGCCCCAAGAAAUUGUACCAACUACAGUCCUGUCAGAAGUGCACAGAGGUUUUUAUACCAGCAUGUUUGGUUAUCCCUCUUGAUGCAGAUUUUCAGGAUGACAUUGGGCAACAUAUAAUUGUAUUAAAGGAGUUUCUGGCUAGUCUGGAGGACACAGUGGAUGGCAGUGGGUCAGGUAUUUUGACUGACCUUGGAUUGAUGUAUGUGGCUGCCAAACUGGGCUUUGAUUGGACCUUAGUGGUCAGUAAUCUUGGUUUGAAGCAAGCAGAGAUUGAGCAGAUACAGAUGGACAACCCUUACAAAGUGAUUAACAUGAUCAGUAUUGCAUUACAAAGAUGGAGGGACAGACAAGAUGGGCAGUCUGACGAAGUUCUUCUUCAACAACUAUUCAGUGCUUUGAAGAAUUGUAAUCGCAUGGACUUAGUGGAUGAACUACGACAAAAAUACAACAUACCUGAAGACAACCCUAAAGAGGAUUAAACUAUGGAGAAGCUAGUUUACCAGAUAAGGAUACAGCACUUAUAAAUCUUUGAGGAACAGACUUCUUUAUGAAUACACGUACAUUGUAAUACAUUGUCAGUAAAAUUGGCUUACAUGGAACUUGGUUUAGAAAAAAAAAUAUUGCAACUUCGUUCUAUCAAUAAUCUUGGGAGAAACUGUGUACCAGAAGCCAUAGUAAGAAAUUCUUAAUAAAGGCAUGUGAAAUGUAUUUUCAUCUCUUUACAUCUGUUAAUGAUUUGUUUGUAGCAAACUUUGAUUAUAGGAAUAUAAAAUCAUCAUAUGAAUAUGCAACUGCACAUUCAUAAUGUUUAAUUAAAAUUUCUUUGUACGAUACAUGGAGAAGUGACAAUCUCUACAUUAAUUAUAGGAACUUUUAAAAACAGUGAUUUUUUUUUUU